AUGGACCGUACAACUGGAAAGGUGUAUAUAUGUCGCCACGUUCGGUUCGACGAGACAGUGUUCCCUUUUAAAGUUAGAUCACCCGUCUCGUCUACACCGCUUGCCUCAUUACCAUGGGCAUCCGGGCCCAUAGUCCCACGACUUGCCCCGAUAGCCCCGACAACCAGCAUCGUACCGGUGCAAGAGGCUGAACCCGUGCCCUUAGCAUGUGAACCCCCGCCUCAAGCUGUCACGGCACCACCUCGUGCCCGAACAAAAAGGCGACGUGCCGAGCCCCAAGACCGUGGUCAUGUGAUGCGUCUUCGUCAUCAGACUCGGGGCACGGAUGAGCAGUUUCAGGCUUUACACAUAACAACUGAUCCUACUUGCUAUUCACAGGCUGUAGGACAUCCACAGUGGCAAGAAGCCAUGGACCAGGAGUUCAAUGCGCUGCUUCACAACAGCACUUGGCAUUUGGUUGCUCCAGAACCCCAUAUGAACAUUAUCGGAUGCAAAUGGGUGUUCCGCACUAAACGCACAGCUGAUGGUUCGGUUGAGCGCUAUAAAGCGCGUCUGGUAGCCAAGGGGUUCAACCAGUUAGACGUCCAUAAUGCCUUCCUUAAUGGGCAUUUAGCCGAGACUGUAUACAUGAAGCAGCCACCUGGUUACGAAGAUCCAGCACACCCGGAUCACGUGUUCCAUCUGCAGCGUUCACUGUACGCGGCUGGCAUCUACCUUCAAGAUCCGAGACUUGGGCAAACCGGGCUUCUUUUUGGGGAUCGAGACCAUAUCGACAGCUACAGGGAUCAUUCUCUCUCAACGGCGAUACAUGACGGACCUCCUGAGCCGUGCCGGAUGCUUGACUGCAAGUCCCUUACCACACCGGCGUCGGUCACUACGCCAGCCGUCCCUACAGCAAGUCCCUAUGAGAACCCGACACACUAUCGGCGAAUUGUCGGGGCGCUGCAGUACUUGACAAUCACACGCCCAGAUCUGUCCUAUGCGGUGAACCGUCUGUGCCAGUUCAUGCAUUCACCGACCGAUGAGCAUUGGGCCAUGGCAAAACGGGUGUUACGCUACAUAAAGGGAACUAUCAGUUACGGCUUGCGUAUCACUCCGUCCACAUCGACAGCCAUACAUGCCUUCUCCGACUCCGACUGGGCAGGUUGCCCGAUUGACAGGAAGAGCACCAGUGGCUAUGCAGUGUUUCUUGGUUCGAAUCUGAUAUCCUGGUUAUCCAGAAAGCAACGAACAGUUGCUCGGUCGUCUACAGAGGCUGAGUACAAAGCCCUAGCGGAUGUUUCGGCGGAGGUUACUUGGGUUGUGUCUCUGCUCCGUGAACUCGGUCUUCACUCUUCCGAGCCAGCCACGCUUUGGUGCGACAACCUAGGUGCCACCUACCUGUGUGCCAAUCCCAUGUUCCAUGCACGGACGAAGCACGUCGAGAUCGAUUAUCACUUUGUUCGGGAUAAGGUGGCCUCCGGCGACUUCGUCGUCAACUUUGUGUCUACGAAGGACCAGCUUGCGGACAUCUUGACUAAACCGCUGACAGGACCCAGAUUCACGCUUCUUCGCGACAAGCUCAAUGUUGUCUCACACCACCCUUGA
Ipomoea nil (Japanese morning glory) is the source of this 1587-nucleotide messenger RNA. RefSeq lists its product as uncharacterized. Lineage: Eukaryota; Viridiplantae; Streptophyta; Magnoliopsida; Solanales; Convolvulaceae. The transcript has 3 exons. Bases 1 to 1587 code for a protein of 528 amino acids. The record is from RefSeq and is a predicted model, not a curated record.